This is a messenger RNA of Rotaria sp. Silwood1, 375 nucleotides long. The record is from the annotation of a GenBank genome assembly. Lineage: Eukaryota; Metazoa; Rotifera; Eurotatoria; Philodinida; Philodinidae.
AUGUCAUCGAAAGCAGCCGAUAUUCUUCUUGAAGCUGGUAGUUCAUUUAAACGUAUAGCUGAAUUAACAAUGGAAUUAGUUGAUCCAAAUGCAUCUAAUCGUUUAUCAAGUUCAUCAUCAUCAUCAACACAAAAAACACCAAUUGAUUCAACAGAAUUAAAACGUCUUCGUGAUGCACUUAAUCGAUUUUCAUCGGAUCUUGAUGCGGUUUCACAACGUAUACAUACAAAUCGUGAAGCUGCUACAGCACCACAAGAAGUUGAAAGAUUAAUGAGUUUAAAUUUAACGGAAAAUGAUAAUAAUGAACAACAAAUACAAAAUGAAGAAACAUCGGUAUCGAAUGAUAAUCAAGCAGCUGUACCUAUGACUGUUUAA